AUGGGUCGCUCAAGUGUACGAAUAUUGGCCCCUCUUCAAACUAGCUACGAAGAUAUGCUCGAGCUGCCGGCGAACAAGUCACCACCCACUCACACCCUCACACCCACUCCCAAACUCGGGCGAUUCAUUCUGCUGGACUCCGCACAGGGACUCUUCUUCUUCCCCCUCCUCACACACCACAUACUCACUAUCCACGUGGACCUCGUGUCGGCGGACAAACUCAUGCCGCAGGGCGUGCUAAACCUCAUACUCAGCAAGACUGAACUCAUUGCCGCGAAGAAGUUCCCCGGGAACAGAUAA
Molecule: messenger RNA, 300 nt
Organism: Laccaria bicolor S238N-H82
Lineage: Eukaryota; Fungi; Basidiomycota; Agaricomycetes; Agaricales; Hydnangiaceae
Exons: 1
Coding region: 1-300 (99 amino acids)
Source: RefSeq, a predicted model, not a curated record